This is a messenger RNA of Anthonomus grandis grandis, 2288 nucleotides long. Its product is annotated as protein jagunal. NCBI's taxonomy places the organism in Eukaryota, Metazoa, Arthropoda, Insecta, Coleoptera, Curculionidae. The coding region runs from base 175 to 936 and encodes 253 amino acids. Gene Ontology annotation, biological process: endoplasmic reticulum organization; vesicle-mediated transport. Gene Ontology annotation, cellular component: endoplasmic reticulum membrane. The record is from RefSeq and is a predicted model, not a curated record. The transcript has 5 exons.
UUAGUAACGUCUAUAUGACAUGAACAUGAACUGUCAUCAAUAUAUUCUAGGGUAGAAUUCCCUUCUAAAUUGUUCUGGUCUGGUGGCAAUUUUAACAUAAACAUUCAUCAACAUCUACACAUUUGCUCUUCACUUUUCUACAUUAUUUCCCUUGUUAAGACCUAAGAAACCAAGAUGCCUAGAAAUUCAGAUGAGGAGGAGCUUGUGGCCUCAGACAGCAACGCCUCAGUGGGGACAUCUCCAUCAGUGGAGAGCACCGCCAGACCACCUUCAACUGUCUCCUCCAGUACCUCCAGAACAUCUUCGAGACAAUCUUUGACCCACAGGCCUGGAGUAAGACCUUCGAGAACUGGAGUAUCAGCUGCUACAGGAGAAGACCAUGCUUACAGGGAACAAGUUGCUGCCCAGUACGCUAUGAGCGUCAUUAACAAAGGACGCUUGAGGUACUGUAUCUUUUUCCAUUACUUUCUUACCUUUGCUAUGUUGGCAAAACUCACUCCCUGCAUUCUCGACCGAUUCAAUUGGUUUAUUCUUGCCAUCGAGGAAUUGCAAGUCCCAGAGCCAUUUGCCUGGGAGUGGAUUUGGUUGUCAAGCUUCAUUGUAUCAGUGCUCGCUCUGGAUGCGACCAAAAGAAACAAUGUGAACCGUAUGAAGCAAUAUAUCUUUGCCAUUGGCUUACUUGGAAUCGGACCAUUGCUAUAUGCAAUCUGUUACUGGAUGCCAGAAGUUCUUAUCUAUUUGACUAUGAGCUAUGAUGACCCCAACUAUGACUAUUAUGAAGACUAUUUGGCUGAUUUGGAGUACUGGAAGGGAUAUCCUUGCGGCCUUUUGUGGUUUGUAUUCAUCACAAUGGCUAUGCAGAUCCAUGUUUUUGCCAUAUACUUUGGUUAUAACCUCAUGAAGGCAUGGAGGGCCCGAGGAAUUCCACAGGAGUAAUUCCUAUAAGUUUGUUUAAAGAGCCUUUACACUAGAUUUCUAAAAAGACCAACAAGCCAGUUUGACCAAAGCAAGGGGAUUUUUAUGACUACUGCACAAUCCAGGUUAUCCAUUAAUAUAUAAAUCUAGUCUUGAGGCUCUUUAAAAUAACAGCUGGGGGGGGGUUCUCAGAUAUAUUUUUUUAUUGUUGUGUUAGCAGUGUACUUUUUCAAGGGUAAUAAAGUAAUUCACGUGAAUUUUAAAUAAAUAAUAUUCUUUUGAGCUCUCUUUUCAUGCUAUAAAAGCAUCUCAAAGUAGUUUUGUACUGUGGUUCAUAAGUUCAUGCAACCAUUUUUUGUAGCCAGCACAGAAUUUCAGUAAUGGUUUGCCAAUUAGAGUUUUAUGGAGCAAUAGAAAGGGUACACUGUACUUAUUGUUGUGUUAAACAGUGUUAAUACACUGUUUUUUUUUUGUAAUUUGGUUCAAAAGUAAACGUACAUAAUAUACUUAAUUCGUUAAAAUAUCCAAUAAACUUGCAUUAAAAUCAAACAACUGUUGCCCAAAUUUUGGGUAGACCAGAAAGAUUUUCACACUGACUGUUUUUUUUUUUGUUAAUUUUCAAAGUAGAAAGGUUGUUUAAUUUAAAAAAAUUUUGGUGAUGGGAGUUACAAUACAUUCAGUGUAAAAAUUUGUGUUUUAAUAUUAUGUACGUUUCACUUGCUCAUGUACUUGAAAUCAAACAUACUUAGUCAAAUGUGAUUUCUCGGCCAAAAAGUGACUGGUAGAAGCAUUUUAAGCAACUUGACUGAAAACAGCUAUUUUGUAAACUGCCAGUAGCUAUUGGUUAUGUAGUUUUUAGAUUCUGUUAUUUAUUCUAAUUAAAUUAUAUGUUGUGAAAACAUAUGUAAGCAAAGUAAAAAAUCGAAAUGAUAUUUUAUUUAUGUAUAUGAAUGUUUGUAAAUAUGUCAAAAGUAUUUUUGUUUGUUGUAAGUAGAUUUUUUACUUUGCAAUCAUUAUUUCGAUGAAAUAAUAUUAGUUAACCUUUAAAUGCAGAAUUAUGUAUUUUUACUACGACUUAAUGAUUUGUUAAAAGGGGGUCGAAAUACUUCUAAAUGACAUCUUUUAGUAAAAGAUAUUUGCCCUGGGUUAUUUUUAAAAUAAUAUACAUUUUUCCAUAUGCAUUUAAGGGUUAAUGUCUUGUUUGUUCGUGGCAGCUUUAAAAGUAAAGCCGCGCAUAUAAUGUUUGUAUGGGAAUCAAUAGCACACUUGUGCCUUAUUAUUGAACGGUUUAGAUCAAAAUUCAACAGUUGCCAAAGUAUAUUUUUGUAACCAGAUACUUUGACAUUUAUGAGAAAUAAAAUUUCAGUUUUGUA